Messenger RNA from Cyanistes caeruleus (blue tit), 811 nucleotides. Its product is annotated as transmembrane protein 14C. Gene Ontology annotation, biological process: regulation of heme biosynthetic process. NCBI's taxonomy places the organism in Eukaryota, Metazoa, Chordata, Aves, Passeriformes, Paridae. The record is from RefSeq and is a predicted model, not a curated record. Gene Ontology annotation, cellular component: mitochondrial membrane.
UGGCUGGAAAGACACCAGCGCCUCCUGCUCCGCAACCCCCGGCUGCGGGGAGCACCCCGCCCUGCCGCUUGCCUGGCUUUUUGCUCGGGUUUCGUGCUUGGGGCUUCUUCUUCCUUCCUCAGAAGAGCCGGAAAAGGGAAGCUUUGGGCGGUGCGUGGCUCCCUCGCCUCCCCUUCCGCCGCCCGCUCCGCCCCGGUUGCUGCGGGGCCGCUGCGCAGUUUUCGGCAUGGCAGUGGACUGGCUCGGCUUUGGCUACGCCGCCCUGGUGACAUCAGGAGGGAUCAUUGGCUAUGCAAAAGCAGGCAGUGUUCCAUCACUAGCUGCUGGCCUUUUCUUUGGAAGUUUGGCUGGACUGGGUGCUUAUCAGAUCUCACAGAAUCCAAAUAACAUUUGGGUUUCUCUGAUUACAUCUGGAGCACUGACUGCCAUCAUGGGAACAAGAUUUUACCACUCCAGAAAAUUCAUGCCUGCAGGGCUAAUUGCUGGUGUCAGUUUGCUCAUGGUUGGAAGAUUAGCACUGAAGAUGUUGGAAAAGCCCCAGGAAAAGUAACUGUUAAUUUUAUAUCUUAAUAUUUGGAAAAGGAAACCUGAUAAUGAAGUUGCAUGAAUGCAGAAGUGAGAAGAUGGAAAAAUUCUCUGCAGCAAGACUUUUUUUAUCUUUUUUUGUAAGGGGGAAUAGAAUGAUGGGACAGACAGUUUAUAUACAAGAUAGAGCUGUUUGUGUAUAGAGAGAAAUGGGUCCUGGGUUUGAUUUUUCUGGGCAUGUUUCAAUGUAUUCCAACACUUCCAUGUUUUUGUAUUCCAAAAUAUA